AUGUUGGCAGCGACCGAUGAACAACAGGACUCUCAUGAACAGAGCCUUCCGAACGAAAAUGUGAAACCUGUCAACUCCCAGAAAACAAACAACAACAAGCCAAUCAUUCAGUUCCUGCCUUUGGAUGCCGGCAAGCGACCUGCUGUCACCUCUAAUGAACUGCAACAUGAGGUUGAGGUUGAUGAUUUCAGUACAAAGCCAUUCUACUGGAAGGCCAAACACAUUGGACUCGAACUUUAUCCGAAUAUCAAUCAGAUCAAGAAUCACUAUGUCCGGAGGCCAAGACCUGAGGAAUUGCAAGCGGCCUCCGAUGUUGUUACUGGACCGGGGUGGAAGCUUUUUGACAGGGGUCUGAAUAUCCUGUUUGACGGCAAUAAAAAGGAUGGGCGGAUCAUUGCAGUCAUCGAAUUCAUUAAGUGGGACGACUUGGAUGACAAGACCAAAGACGAAAUUAACUUGGUUUCGACUUUCCUGCACGAUUCAACUCGAUUUGUCCAUGACAUCAAGUCUCAAUGCUGGGGGGGAAACAUGUGGGCCAUUGGCUGGCGUAAGGCUAUGGUAAAAGCGGAAAUUAUUGGACGAUACAUCAAACAGGCGGCGGUGAAUUUGGCACCUGAAAUGUUUGAUGAAUUGUUCAAGUCCUCCGCUAGCGUAGCCAGAACCCUGGGGAAUAUGUUCCAGAAGAUGGGGAGUAUCCCAUUCAAAAACAAUCAAGAAAUCAUGCGCAGUAACGGCAUUCCAGAUUUUGCGGAUCUCAGCUUCACCGACAGAAACACAAAGCUGGCCGGGUCUCCUCACAUCACGUACACCACUAAUGGAUUCUACAACUCACCCCAUGAGGACAAAAAAGACAAGUCGGACUUUGCCUUUGCCCUAUUUGUUCCAACCUUCAAAGAAACUGGCCAAUUGGCCAGUCCUUCUGACGGACCACUGGGAUUGUUAGAAUUAUCUGGAGGGCUAAGGAUUACAAACACUGCACCCUUCCACAUCCAGAAGAUUCUGUUUUUACCCGCUUAG
Molecule: messenger RNA, 1017 nt
Organism: Puccinia graminis f. sp. tritici CRL 75-36-700-3
Lineage: Eukaryota; Fungi; Basidiomycota; Pucciniomycetes; Pucciniales; Pucciniaceae
Exons: 4
Coding region: 1-1017 (338 amino acids)
Source: RefSeq, a predicted model, not a curated record